CUCUAGGCUCUGCCACACAUUCUUCUUGGCCUGAGAGUUGAAGAAAUGUGCUGCUUUGUUGCGAUUUCUUAGGCAGUUUUUUGGGUUGUUAGCUGGUAGUAGUAGAGUAUUUCUGUGCUAUUUGAGAAACAUCCUCAUAUGGAUAGGGGAAUUCGGUGGUUAUUUUAACUGUUUGCUAGGGUUUACGAUUUGUUCAAUUUGACCUCAGGGCAGUUAAGGGAUCAAAUGACCUUUUUAUUCCAACUACCACCUCCUGGCCACCUCCAUCUCCUUUUGUCCUUUUUAUUUAUUUAUUUACUUUCAUGUGGGUGGAAAGCAGGGCAUUGCCUGUGAUGAAUUACCUGUUGCUGACAUGAUGCCUGUGAAAUUUGAGCGCCGGUGAAGGCCAGGUGGCUGGUCAAGCCGCAGAUUUUCCGUGGCAAAAUAGAGAAAAGCCCCUCCAUAGCUUUCUUCUGUAUCCAAUUUCUUCAACUGCUUGUCCUUGGCUAUUUAAUUAGUCAGCAGUCGCUAUUCCCUCGCAAAAGCCAGAAACUUGGAAGAUAUCAUAGUCUAUACAUACAGCCAAAAACUACUAAUUUUUUGUAUGUUUCUUUCCAUCUGUAGAGUGGUACGAAUAGCUUUCUGCUGAGUUGUACUGAUUCAUAGGUUCCUCUUUGUUCCUAUCCAGGAUCUUGAGUCCAGAGUCAAGAACUCAAGACAGACAUCGACUCUUAAAGGAAAAUAACUUCUUUAAUUAUGUUAUAGGGAAGAAUAAAAAUAUAUAAUAAGAACAAGAUGCCUCAAGACAGUUUCAGAUCAGUGGUUUGCAGGUCCCUUUCAAAGAGUCAUCCCUCCAGCUCCAGGAGCAAAGAUGGCGGCUAUCCUGAAAGGACUCAGUGUGAUGCCCCUUAUGUUGUCACACUACGACCCACAGUCUGCCGAAGCUGCCAAAGCCAGGAUUGGCGCCCCUCGCAAAUCAACCGGGAGGAGAGGUCCAUCUUAUCGCAAAGAGAUUACGUGAUGGGUUCCACACUCUCGAGGCAUUUUGCCGAGGACCUCCUUAGGGGUGCUAUGGACCUCCAGGACUCCCUUGUGAUGCUUGAGAAGUUCCAAACAGUGUCACAGAGCAUGCGGCAAUCGACUAAGCAGAGAAGGCCAGGGAAUGGCGAGGAAUCAUUUGACGUGACCGGAAUCCAUGAAGCACUCUUCGAAGCAUCAACCGCCAAGAAGCUGGUCCCUGGAAGUGUCAGCUGUAGAUUCGAUGGGCAACUAAGGAAUUCUACCGACGAGCUGAAGAGAGUGAUCAAGGACAGCCUUUACAGGGUGAAACUCUUGUCAGUGUCCUCCAAUGGUGAGCAGCAGGCCUCCUUGAGUCAGUCAUCACAGAGCACGCCAAACAAUACCGCCGUAUCCAAGUCUACUAAGCAGAAGAAGGUGGUGCCAAGAUCAUUAUCGUGUCCACCUGUGCAACCUGACAAGUCCAAAACCCCAAGUUUGGUACCAACAAAUAAAACCCCGAGUUUGGUAGCAAGGCUCAUGGGCCUUGAAGGUUUGCCCCCACACAAGGGAAAUACCGCCAAGAAAGAUAAGACACUGAAGACAGUAACUUCACCAAGGGCGCAGUUUGAUAUUGACAUGCCUAAGUCAAAACCACUACCAGCAGAAAAGCUACCAAGACAGUCGUUAGGAAAGGACUUGCAACGUAAGGGGAAGGCAGGGCAGGAAAUGAUGAAGACAACCCAAGUCAAGAGGCUUUUAAAUACCAUGAAUUCUGAUGAGCGCAAGGUCCAGCAGCACAAUGUUCAGAUGGAUUUUCCUUAUUUUCAUGAGCACACCCUUCCUUCGCAAGAUACCUCAGCGGCUACUGAAGUUGGCUCGGUGAAAUCAAUCCAAAGAGAACAAAGGAUGGGCCAAGCUCAAACCAGAACCCCCAAGGAUGUGAAGGUUGUAUCUCAUAUAACCCGAAAGCAGCACAUAGAACAAAAAAUUGAGAUCAACAGUAGAAGCAGCAAUAAACAGAAAUAUCAUUUGGCUGAUAGGAAGGGAGAAAGGAGGAAGGAUGUGAAGGCUAAGGCAGCAUCAGCAUCUCACACUAAAGCUAAACUAGUGAAGAAGACUGAGAAGAAAUCGGUUGCAUCAAGUAGCAAUCCUUCAACAUGCCGUACAAUGAAGCCGGUCUUACGAAGAACACCUGGUAGUUCCAGAGAGAAAAUAGUGUCAAGUAGAAAUGUGAACAACUCAAUUAUUGAUGACAUUGUGGCCUAUGAGGUGCACAGAGAGUUCAUCCAAACUGAUUGUCCAUCCACAGAACAUAGUGCGACACCUAGUGAUGAAAGCUGCCAGAGCGCUGAUUGGGACACAGAACCUUCCAUCGAUGACACUCAGGAAGAUUUAAGCAGGUCCAGUGAAGCUUCACCGAUUUCCAGCCAAAGCAGCCCAUCAAUAAACAGAACACCAAAAAAGGAAGUUGAAAUAAAAGACGAGAUGAGUUUGCUUCUCCUAAGCAACAAGUCAUUCGUUAACCAAGCAGCACAACUCAUAGGCAUUAACUCAUAUGAUUAUGACCAUCUGAUCGAGCAAUACAAAGAUACCAGCAAGGCUGAAAUGGGAGAUCGUGAACUCUACACAGACAUAGCAAUAGAGCAACUGGAACGAAAACAUCGUCAGCAGAAUAGCCUGUAUUACACCGGAUUCAGGACCCAGAAAUGCGGAGCAACACCAUACUUCUCCCUCGAGGCAUUGCUAGGUGAUAUCAGCGAUGGGACCCGAAAGCUGAAGAGCUACACUGACGACAAAGACGACCAUGGCAGUGGCACCAAAGACAGUAUGUCCAUGAAGCUGGAGAGGGAUCUUGGAUGCACGGACCCGUCGAUCAACAGCGCGUGGGACAUGGGGUGGCAGGAUUGGAUCUGCAUGGAGGAAACGGAGUGCUGGGUAAGGGACGCCGGGGAGGACGUUCUGUCCUUGCUCAUUGAGGAGGUUGCUUUGGAAAUGCUGGUAAACUGACCAGAGAAAGAUGGGAAGUAGGAGAGGUUCUUGCCCUGUCGUGGAGAUUUAGCUGUAGUCUGUACAUCAUUGGCACAGCUCGUGCUUUCAGUUGCUUUUUCUUUAAGAGUUGGUCACGUUUGUUUUUCCUGAUGGGGGCUCUUUGCCUUGGUUAAGAAACUACUGUAAUCUGUGCAUGUUAGACUAUGUAUAGCUUCUGUACUUAUGUACGUAUUGUAACACAUCCAUUAUAUAUAAUGAGAUAAGCUACCCCUAGAGGGUUGUGCUGGUUC
Molecule: messenger RNA, 3257 nt
Organism: Triticum aestivum (bread wheat)
Lineage: Eukaryota; Viridiplantae; Streptophyta; Magnoliopsida; Poales; Poaceae
Exons: 4
Coding region: 775-2985 (736 amino acids)
Source: RefSeq, a predicted model, not a curated record